UAAGCAGCGAGGUUCUUUAUAAGCAGCAAGCGGCGCCUGGCGUUCACAUAGGAGCUGACAGACUGCACGACGUCCUCCAGCUCCGCUUCCGUCCCGCGUCACAGAGCCCGGGCUCCCCGCAUCUAGGAGGUGGCGACAAGACCCCCGACUGCAGCCGUGCUGUCCGCUCCCCACAUUGGUCACCAUCGAGCCCCGGGCAGGACAAUGCUGGCCAUAAGCUCAUGGAUUGUAUUGCUGAUCUACAUGGCUCCACGCAUCUUUGCCCAAAAUUGCCAUCUAAACAUUUCAGAUGCCCACUACAUGUUAAUUGACGAAAUGAUAAGUACCCAAGCAAAUCUUUGUAAAAUCCCUGUAAAAAUCCUAAAUAGAAAUGUGACAGAUACGUGUGACUUCUGGGCCCUGGUACAUGAGGUAGAUGGCCUCUUGAAAAAAUUUAUUUUCACCCCAAAUACAGCAAAUUUUAACAGGACAUAUGACUUGAAACAAAUUUACUACGGCUGUUUGAAUCAGAUCCAAAGUGAUGAAAAGAAAGCGCUUGAUAUUUACCUCCAAACCAGCGAUAUGACUGCUACGGAGAUUUUGACAAAAGUAAAGGACUCUUUAAAAAAACUGAAAGUGUUAAAGGCCUCUGACUUAAAUGAGGACUGUAUAUCUUAUUAUGAAACACACGGACAGCAUAAUAAUGAUGUUCUUAAAGGUCCUCAUUGUACAUGCCCUUCCCCAACACCAUCUAUUUCCUCCAGUGAAGCUUCUCAGACAUCUCUAAGUUACUUAUCAGAACUUGCAAGCAGCACACAUACAAGUUAUUUCUUAGAUACCAGUUCCUUGGCAGAGGGCAUGAGUGGCAGUUAUCCUGAGAAACCGAUGAGUCCUCAGAAGAACUCACAGGGGUUAGAUUCUUCACCAUUCAUCUCUACAAAGACACCAAGUGAUUUAAAACCUCUGUUCACCACCUUGGUGCAUUCAUACACUGGUGCCAAAGAACAGUCUGGGGCUUAUACAAACUCUCCCCUCACCAAUUCAGAUUUUACAGUGCAUAGCACCGAAUUUACAAAAGGUUUACACGAACCAUCAUAUGUUAGCCUGAAUCCAUCUCAAACUAGAACAGAUUCUGAGCAAGUCAGUACAUCAACGUCAGAUGCAACGUCAGAGGGUACGUAUGGAUUCUCUAUUGCCACGGAACCUAAUGAAAGACAGGACAGAACUGCAAUGAGUGAAUUUGGUUCACAAAAACCUAAGGGGUCUGUGUUUCAAACCUUUCUUCCUCUGCCCAGCAAGGAAACUAGCAUUGAAACCUCUUCCAUCUCUGUGACCAAAAUACGUAGAUCUCUUGCAAAUAUGGAUGACAUUUCCACUGCAGCUGUGACAACUGAGCCAGUCUCUAGCUUAUCCGCUAGUGCCAAUGAUCCAAACCUCCCCUUUCAAAAUUCUGUGCACACAAACAUCCCAUCUAGUGAAAUGGGAUUGUUAAACACUGAAGCUCCUGAAUUCGUGUCACAGGGAAAAGUCACAAUGGACAGAAACCUUGGCUGGGCUUCCUCCUAUUUUUCCUCUACUAUGUUGACUACUGAAACAGAACUAUCUAUGUCCUCUUCUACGCCUGGAGGCAAGCUUCUUCUAUCAGACAUUAUACCUAGUCCAGUGUUAAAUGCUCAGACAUCAUACAAUAAUCUUUCACAGCAAGAAAGAGACAUAGCAAUAGAUGACAGGCAAAACAGUUCUUCAUAUCCCACCCAAGGAUCUAAUAAGCUCCCUCUCAUUGCAACAGCAGAAGAAAGAAAUGAAAAACUCAGUCAAAGCAACCUACAUGUGAUCAUCAUUGCAUUCCUUGUGGUGUUAGUGUUACUGCUGCUAUGCGGAUUUCUCUAUUACCGGCAUCAAUAUAGGGUUUUAAAAAGAAGAUUAAGUAUAAAUUGUGACGUUAAUCUUACCAGAAAUCCUGGAGCAGUGUUACCUGAAGAGAGGGUGCAAUUACACAUAAUUGAGUGCGACGUAGUGUAAAUGGUUGCAUGGAAAUGCUUGAAAAGGCCUAUAUCGUUUUUUCAGGGCUGACGGACCACAGCUCUCUGGACAGUGCGGGAAGGAUGAAUACAUACAGUCAGUCCGUGUCAUGUGUUCUGUGUAUUAUCACAAGGGAGGAUCCCUUAAGAAGAAAAAUACUUGAUGUAUCGUGUCCGUCCGAGGGACUUGCCUUUCCAUGUGAAUACUGUCUGUUUUACGAAAGGACAUAUUUAUUUGGCACAGUCAUCCUACUGACCUACUGGAGGACAGCAAGCGCUUCCUAAGGGAAUUGUUUGGAAGUCUGUUUGCACAAAUAUAUUUUGAUGAAUUCCAUACAAGCAGCUAAUGUAUUGUGUAAGUAAGAAAAAGGCAGCCUUGCAUCUCUGUAAACCCCCCCC
Molecule: messenger RNA, 2399 nt
Organism: Hyla sarda
Lineage: Eukaryota; Metazoa; Chordata; Amphibia; Anura; Hylidae
Exons: 9
Coding region: 205-2001 (598 amino acids)
Biological process (GO): osteoclast differentiation; positive regulation of macrophage differentiation
Cellular component (GO): membrane
Molecular function (GO): growth factor activity; cytokine activity
Source: RefSeq, a predicted model, not a curated record